CGGGCUGGCUCGGCCCUCAGCUCCCGGCUGUCUGCCGCCGCUGGCCUGUCCAAAAUGGAGGGCUCUCCACCGGCACCGUUUGCCCUCCGGCUGCUCCUGCUCGCGGCGCUGCCGGCCGCCGGGUGGCUGAUGACGGUUACCAAUGAGCUGCCAUUGCCGCCCCAAGCCCCGAAGGACAGCAUCAGAAUUAAUGUAACUACCCUGAAAGGUGUUGGGGAAGUAUCUAAAGAACAGGUUGUUCUUAACAUAACCUAUGAGAGUGGACAGGUAUAUGUAAAUGACUUCCCUGUAAAUAGUGGUGUAACCCGAAUAAGCUGUCAGACUUUGAUAGUGAAGAAUGAAAAUCUGGAAAAUGUGGAGGAAAAAGAAUAUUUUGGAAUUGUCAGUGUAAGGAUUUUAGUUCAUGAGUGGCCUAUGACAUCUGGUUCCAGUUUGCAACUAAUUGUCAUUCAAGAAGAGGUAGUAGAGAUUGAUGGAAAACAGGCUCAACAAAAGGAUGUCACUGAAAUUGAUAUUUUAGUUAAGAACGAGGGAAUACUCAGACAUUCAAACUAUACCCUACCUUUGGAGGAAAGCAUGCUGUAUUCUAUUUCCCGAGACAGUGACAUUUUUUUUACCCUUCCCAACCUCUCCAAAAAAGUAGAAAGUGUCAGCUCACUGCAGACCACCAGCCAGUAUCUUAUCAGGAAUGUGGAAACCACCGUAGAUGAAGACGCUUUACCUGGCAAACUGCCUGAGACUCCUCUCAGAGCAGAGCCUCCAUCUUCCUAUAAGGUGAUGUGUCAGUGGAUGGAAAAAUUCAGAAAAGAUCUGUGUCGGUUCUGGAGCAGUGUUUUUCCAGUAUUCUUUAUGUUUCUCAACGUCAUGGUGGUUGGAAUUAUGGGAGCAGCUAUGGCAAUAACCAUCUUAAAGGUGCUCUUCCCAGUUUGUGAAUACAAAGGAAUUCUUCAAUUGGAUAAAGUAAGUGUUAUACCUGUCACAGCUAUCAACUUAUUUCCGGAUAAUCCUGAGAAAAGAGCAGAAAACCUUGAAGAUAAAGCAUGUGUUUAAAACACCAUCUCAAAUCAUGGACUCUGAAUUAGUCUUUUGGCUCUAAAUUUGCCACUUGAAUAGAAUUUUCUUUAAAUCGCUAAGAAUCUGUUUAUACACUAGGGAAAUUGCUGAACUCCUAAAACUGCCUAAAACUUGACCUUGAAGUGACAGGUUAAAGUUCACCUUAUUCUAUAACAGGGCUGGCUAUUCAGAUGAUGAAUUAAGGGAAAUUUAAAUGAAGUAGAAGAGAAGAUGUGAAGAAACUUCAAAAUUACCAAAAAAAAAAAAAAAAGGGCAGGACAAAAUGCCACGUGCCAAUAUUUUUCAAGGUGCCUUUGUAAGGGAAAUUCUGUCCACUUAAUUACUAUAAUAUAUGAGACUUUAUGAAAAGCACUUUAUGAAAUUCUAAUUUAAAAGCUCAAGAAUUUAACAUAUUUUUUUAUUCAGUAAAAUGUGCCUUUAUAUUAAGUAUGUGACUCAGUAUAAAAUCACUGAAGUGUAUCAUGAUCUGAUUGUAUCCUGAACCAAGACUACUUACCUGAAUGCACCAGGAUUUAAAAAUAGUAGUGACAUGUUUUCACUCUAAAAUAAACUUUUUGAGGAAACAGUA
Molecule: messenger RNA, 1642 nt
Organism: Mirounga angustirostris (Northern elephant seal)
Lineage: Eukaryota; Metazoa; Chordata; Mammalia; Carnivora; Phocidae
Gene: GINM1
Product: glycosylated integral membrane protein 1
Exons: 8
Coding region: 55-1050 (331 amino acids)
Source: RefSeq, a predicted model, not a curated record